AUGAGGUCCACUAAGAAACUAAAAAAAUACAAGCAAAAGAAACGGGCAAAUAUUACCUACCAAGUACCAUCAUACAAGUCGUCCGUUCGUAUCUCUAAGCCGUCAUACCAGCAGACAUUUAUUGUAGUGGAAUCCAACUGUUUUCUGACAUUGCAGACCAGCCCGGGCAGCGCGACGCUGACGGUGGCAGCCUUCGACCUUGGAGCUGGCGAUGAAGUGCUUAUACAGAACCCAUACACACACCCUUUGCAGCUGAACGGGUCCAUCGCCUCGGGCACAGAGUACCGCAUCCCGAGCCUGCUCUUCGUGGCCUCCUUCGUGAGCGACGGAAGCCUCACAAAUUCCGGCUUCUCGCUUUCCUUCCAACUCUCCUCCACUGGGUGCUUGAAGAGUAAAAUAGCUCUUGACACAAAGCAAGUGCUAACUAGUCCACGAUACUCUCGAGCAUACGUAAGAGCGGGAACAUACUGUGAAUACAGAAUUGCUGUACUAGUGGAGGUAGAUGUGGAAGUAGAGGUACUGGUGGAAGUAGAGCUGGACGUAGAGGUGGUAGUGGAGGUGGUUGUGCAAGCAGGGUCUUCUAUGAAGGUAAAAUUCGCUGUCCAUCCCGGCAUGAAGUUCAGUUUAGACUUGAAGUAG
Messenger RNA from Penaeus monodon (black tiger shrimp), 639 nucleotides. RefSeq lists its product as uncharacterized. The record is from RefSeq and is a predicted model, not a curated record. Lineage: Eukaryota; Metazoa; Arthropoda; Malacostraca; Decapoda; Penaeidae. The transcript is spliced from 5 exons. The coding region runs from base 1 to 639 and encodes 212 amino acids.